Messenger RNA from Drosophila mauritiana, 609 nucleotides. RefSeq lists its product as uncharacterized. The record is from RefSeq and is a predicted model, not a curated record. The transcript has 2 exons. NCBI's taxonomy places the organism in Eukaryota, Metazoa, Arthropoda, Insecta, Diptera, Drosophilidae.
AAAAAAUUUGUCAAAGCCGUGGCAAAUCGAAAACAAAAACGUAGAAACGUGGUGCGAAGUAAAAAAAUAAAACUCCAAUUGCAGACAAAAACACACACCGUACGCGAAAGUUUGCAUUUCAAGACUCAAUUUCCCUGCUGAGUUUGCUGCAUAAGCUCGAGAUUGGGAAAAUGGUCAAGAAUCUGGACAAUGGACUUAUGCUCUACCAACUGAUGCUGAGCUUUCCGCUAAGAAUGGUACUUUAUGCGGUAUACGUUUAUUCCAAUUAUUUUUAAAGUUGUUACCUGGAGAAUUUGCUGGGACUGAUGCUUUUGAUCCAGGAAGUACUGAUCCUUCAAUUUAUAAUCCUGUGCUUGGUCAUCAGGUUGGUAUACCCACCGUUUCCAACUAAUGGGGGGAUCCCUCGAUCGCUGAGGUUUCGCACACGGAAAUACCUUAAUAUCUUCCUGACCAUCUGGGUCAUAAUGCUCCACUCGACCACCUAUUAUUGGAACAUCCCGUGCCAUGGCAUCAUGCAACUUAGCCGACUAUUCCGCAUAUGCGCCUAUGGUCGCACCUGGCUCAUGAUGCAGCCCCACAAUGGCGCCCAGCGCUGAAAAAUUAUCCUGC